UGCAAUUUGAGUUUCAGUUAUUUUAUUAUUUGUCUUUGCUCUUUCACAACGUUUGUAAUUUCGUCAAAAUUUCUGGAUUGGAGGCAAUUUUGUCAACUUUAUUAUAAUAGUACCAUCAAAUUCAAGUUUAGUGAGGGAAAUCCAACACAACGUUGGUACACAAAAAGGAUCGUAGGCAAGAAUAUCGAUUGGUAAAGCUCGACAUUGCAUAAAUCAUGACCAACUAUGGAGGCAGCCGUCAGCUGAGCACACGCAGCUCGGACAUCGACGCCCUGGCCCAGCGUGGCUAUAAUAUUGGCCACAAGAUUGGCGAGGGCUCCUAUGCGACUGUAAUCACCGCCGGCUAUGCGGAUGAAAGCGGUCAUGGCGUUAAUUUGGCUUGCAAGAUCAUCGAUAAGGCCAAGGCCCCCACCGACUUUGUGCACAAGUUCUUUCCACGCGAACUGGAGAUAUUGACAAAACUGGAUCAUCCCAAUAUCAUACAGAUACACAGCAUUUUGCAACGCGGCCCCAAGAUCUUCAUAUUCAUGCGUUACGCCGAAAAGGGUGAUCUAUUGACGCACAUCAAGAAGUCGGGCCCCAUCGAUGAGAAACAGUCGAAGGUCUGGUUCUUUCAAAUGGCGAAAGCUCUCAAGUAUCUGCACACCCAUGACAUUGCCCAUCGGGAUCUCAAAUGCGAGAAUAUAUUGCUAUCGAAGCGCCUUAAUGUCAAAUUAGCCGAUUUUGGCUUUGCCAGAUAUUGCCGAGACGAGACCGGACAUCAAUUGAAAUCGGAAACAUAUUGCGGGUCUGCCGCUUAUGCUGCACCAGAGGUUGUCUGUGGUGUGCCAUACGAUCCAAAGUUGGCUGACGCUUGGUCGCUGGGCGUUAUAUUGUUUAUAAUGAUGAACGCCAAGAUGCCUUUCGAUGAUAGCAAUCUGACCAAACUGCUCGAGGAUCAACGUCGCAAGAAAUUUGCCUUCCGUCGCAAGCUACAGGAUGUAAUAUCGCCGCACGCCAAGGCGACGGUGUCUGUGCUGCUGGAACCAGAUGCAGCGACUCGCUGGGAUCUACGUGAAAUACUUAACUGCAGCUGGCUGAGCUCUGUGGAGGACCCGCGUCCGUCGGCCUCCAACUGAAUGAAGAUAUGGUCAUAUAUAUACAUAUAUAUUUUUUGAAUUGGAAUCAGAGCAUACUCUUAAGUAUUCAACAGAAAGUCAGGUGUGAGCUAUUCCAUUUACGCAACUAUGUGAUGUACAUAUGUGUGUGUAUAUAUAUGUGUAUGUUUUAUACUAUAACUCUAUAUAUAUAUAUAUGUAUAUGUAUCUAUACAUAUUCAUAGUUAGUUAAAUUGUUAGGUAUACCCCCUACACUACUUACACUAAAUGAGGAAUAAAUGAAAAAUUGUCAAGCGUUUUGGUGCCUUUUGUUGCUGUUCCUACAGCAGCCACGCCUCCUCAUAUAUUUUGUUCAACUUCAACUAAAACAAAAGUGCAUCGAAGCCUGACCCUGACCACAGACGCUGUCAUAAUCGUUCAAGAAAAACAACUAUAAAACUGCAUUAACUGAAUUUUCUCCCAUUUGGUGAAGCGAGACCAAGCCAGGCUAGCCGUAGAGAUGGCCCUAAGCUGUUGGCCUUAUGUUGA
Molecule: messenger RNA, 1625 nt
Organism: Drosophila hydei
Lineage: Eukaryota; Metazoa; Arthropoda; Insecta; Diptera; Drosophilidae
Product: testis-specific serine/threonine-protein kinase 1
Exons: 2
Coding region: 216-1118 (300 amino acids)
Biological process (GO): microtubule cytoskeleton organization; intracellular signal transduction; protein phosphorylation
Cellular component (GO): cytoplasm
Molecular function (GO): protein serine/threonine kinase activity; ATP binding; tau-protein kinase activity
Source: RefSeq, a predicted model, not a curated record